AUGGCCGAUCGGGACAGCCUCGUGGUGGGACUGGCGCAGAUCGCGCCCGUCUGGCUCGACCGGACAGCUACAUUGGCCAAGGCGCUGGUACCGGGCUACCCAUUCUGGAUCGAGCACACGGAUGGUGCCCGCUUCGAAUCUGCGCUCCAGAAGGACAUCCACGCCCACUACCUCGACCAAGCCGUGCAGGUGGAGGCGGGACACCUCGACAGCGUUCGCGCCACCGCCGCGCGUCUGGGCAUCGCAGUCAUGCUCGGUAUUAUUGAGCGCCCAGCUGACCGUGGCGGGCACAGCGUCUACUGCUCACGCGUCCACAUCGGUGAUGACGGUCGAAUCGGCUCGGUACAUCGCAAACUGCUGCCGACCUACGAGGAACGUUUGAGUUGGGCACCCGGCGAUGGCCACGGGCUGCGGGUGCAUCAAGUCGGACCUUUCACCGUGGGCGGAUUGAAUUGCUUUGAGAACUGGAUGCCGUUGUCUCGUGCGGCUCUCUAUGCGCAGGGCGAGGACUUGCACGUGGCACUCUGGCCUGGCAAUGGACGCAACACCGAGCCUACGACACGCUUCCUGGCGCGGGAAGGCCGCAGCUACGUCUUGGCCGUCUCCGGUCUGAUGCGGCGGGAGGAUGUGCCAUCAGAUAGCCCGGCAGCGGCUAUGUUGGAAGGGGAUUGCCCUGCGAUGCUGGCGGAUGGAGGCUCUUGCAUCGCUGGACCGGACGGCGAGUGGGUAGUGGAGCCGACCACGGGCAAGGAGGAGUUGCUGGUCGCCACGCUUGAUCACCGCACGGUAAGGCGAGAGCGCCAGAAUUUCGACUUGGCGGGCCACUACGCCCGCCCCGACGUGACCAGGCUGGUGGUGGAUCGCCGUCGCCAGGGUUUGGCAGCCUUUCAGGAUGAAUCACCAGAGGCUUAG
Cyphellophora attinorum is the source of this 912-nucleotide messenger RNA. Its product is annotated as Nitrilase 2. Gene Ontology annotation, molecular function: catalytic activity. The record is from RefSeq and is a predicted model, not a curated record. Bases 1 to 912 code for a protein of 303 amino acids. Lineage: Eukaryota; Fungi; Ascomycota; Eurotiomycetes; Chaetothyriales; Cyphellophoraceae. The transcript is spliced from 2 exons.